UUCCUGAUUUGCUCGCGGUCGAAGGUCGACUCAUCUGCGGACGAGCGUUCUCCAGGUAUAAAACAGGGAUGGAAGAUUAAAUCCGUCCGAGAAAUAGCGUCUCCCCUCCCUCAGAACGAAGAUCAAACUCUCUGGUCAGCAUGACUUUGCUUCGAGUAUUGCUGAUGUCAGGUGCAAUUAUUGUAUCAGUCCAGACUUUUCCUAGUACUACUAGAGAUUAUGAAAAAAAAUCCACAGCUGAACUAGAAGCAAAAGAAACCACAGAUUCUAUUCCAGUACAUACAGAGGACCCUCAAACAAUGUUGGAAAUACAAACUAAUUCCGACGGGGAAUCAUCUACAAUAGAGUUUGUAUUAAAAAGCCCAAAAGAAGGUAUGAGUAUUCAGAAAGGUUCAGCUCGUGAAAAAUACACCAUUUCUAACUUGACUAUGAAGAAUGAAGCUGAAAAACUAAAUUUACUGGAUUCAAGUAAAGCCAAUGAAAUUGAAUCCGAUAGAAAAGACGAAUUAUAUAAAUUGAAUAUCACAGUUGUCUCAAAAAUAGGAGACUUUCCUACUGAUAUACAAAUCAAAAGAGAUCAGUGGUUGUUUAACCCACAAGAAAUGUCUUCAAUCAUGGGAGGAUUGCCAAAAUAUUAUUAUGAUGCAGCAAAACCUAUUAGACCAUUUCCUGAAUUAAGUGAAACAGAAAAAGGUGUAGCAAUUAAUUCUGAAAAAAGACCUGUGAAUUUACAGGCACCUUUAGUUGAAAAAUCUAAUCAACCACCAGAAACAGGUGGUCCUUUGCUAUAUCCACAAUCAGUAUUCAGUAGAGAGAUUGAUGUUCCAUUUUAUUUUUAAAACAUCACAAAGAGAAAUUAAAUAAUGUACAAAAGAAUUUAGAGGUGCUAUAAGUAUUGAAAGUUCAAUAAAAAUUUUACAAUAAA
Molecule: messenger RNA, 925 nt
Organism: Argiope bruennichi
Lineage: Eukaryota; Metazoa; Arthropoda; Arachnida; Araneae; Araneidae
Exons: 2
Coding region: 141-839 (232 amino acids)
Source: RefSeq, a predicted model, not a curated record